Dothidotthia symphoricarpi CBS 119687 is the source of this 1695-nucleotide messenger RNA. RefSeq lists its product as uncharacterized. The transcript has 4 exons. Gene Ontology annotation, molecular function: RNA binding. Bases 51 to 1340 code for a protein of 429 amino acids. The record is from RefSeq and is a predicted model, not a curated record. Gene Ontology annotation, biological process: mRNA processing; regulation of mRNA splicing, via spliceosome. NCBI's taxonomy places the organism in Eukaryota, Fungi, Ascomycota, Dothideomycetes, Pleosporales, Dothidotthiaceae. Gene Ontology annotation, cellular component: spliceosomal complex.
CUCGUACACUCAGCUAUCCGCAUUCGCACACUCGCAGUCGCACCGCAAGCAUGGCAAUGAGCGUCGACCAAAAACGCCUGAGGGCGACCAAAUUUCCACCAGAGUUCGAUAAGCAAGUCGACAUUGAAAAGGUCAAUAUUGACUUGAUGAAGAAGUGGAUCGCAAACAAGAUGACGACCAUCCUCGGCGACGAAGACGAUGUCGUAGUAGAGACAUGCUACAACCUCAUCGAGCAGAACCAAUUUCCCAAAAUCAAAGAAAUACAAAUCCAGCUUACGGGCUUCUUGAACAAGGACACGGCCGCAUUCUGCAAGGAGCUGUGGGACCUGAUGCUGAGUGCGCAGGACAGUCCAAUGGGGGUACCCAGAGAAUUGCUGGAGGCGAAGAAGCUCGAGCUGCAGCAAGAACAGGCCACCAAAGCUGCUGCCGAGUCGCGUCGUCGCGAGGAGAAGGAGCAAAGUGAUAUGGUCGAUUCAUUCCGACGCAGCGAGCGGUCUGACCGACCCGACCGGUUUGACCGUGGACGCGGUGGUGGAUUCCGCGGCGGAGACCGUGGUGGUGACCGCGGAGGCAGAGGCAGGGGCAGGGGCAGAGAUUUCGACCGUGGACCUCCACGCCGCGAUUCGCGAUCACCACCGAGACGGAGGUCCCCACCACCGCGCCGAGAGCGUGACAUCUACGUUCCAGGCGGUCGCGAUCGAGGAGAACGAGGAGACCGGGGUCGUGGACGAGGACGAGGGGGACGUCAGGAAAGAUCUCGCGAGCGCCGUCGCUCUCCUUCAGUCACGCGGCCCAAGUCCAAAUCUCCACCUCGUCGCGCGCGACGUUCACCAUCCUCCUCCCGCUCUCCGAGCCCUCCGCGACGCCGAGUACGCCGAUCGCCUUCUUCGGGCCGCUCGAAAUCUCCCCCGCCGCGCCGCUCGCGCCGCUCUCCGUCACGAUCGAGGUCUCCACCAGCACGGCGGCGCAACAAGUCAUGGUCACCAAGCCACGACAGCAGAAGGUUACCCAGGCAUCACUCGCGAUCUGUAACCCCUCACGAUAAAUCGAGCUCACCAGCAAUCAGGCUGUCAAGGUCACCGUCUCGAACCCCGCCGCGUCGCCGCCGCCGCGCAAGAUCUCGUAGCAGUUCACGGUCUGUAAGCCCUGCCAAAGAAAGAAGACGCAGACGUUCCCCUUCAGCUGAUUCAAUCGAUUCACGCGCUGAUGCGAAGAAGCGAAAGCGUUCGCUCGCUUCGAGCAAGUCGAGGUCGCGCAGCAGAGCGGGUCGUGGGAAACGACCACUUACACGCUCACCAGCAGCAUCACCACCUCCGAGAGAGGAAAGCAUGGAAGAAUAGGUCGGUACAUGAAUUCCUCUCAUUUCCUCACAGCGAUCGGGUCCCUACACUUUAUCUACGCCGUCAACAUAUUUGCAGUGUGCACACUACAAGAAUUUGGCCGGGCAGGUACGAGCAUAGUCUAGCGACUCCCACACGUAAAACGUGUCACACCCUUGCUUCCUUCAACCUCUUGAAUACCCUCUCAGUCGUGCCCAAGCAACAAUAUUCAAAUACUUUCGCAAACGCCUUUUUGCAAAUGAGGCUCCCGUCUUCAAACUUGCCAAAAGUGCAACUCCAAUUCCAUUUCAAGGUCUUCCUGAUAAGCCUUUGUACACUAAACAAUCUUUACCAAUAUAAGCCUACUAUAGCAGUU